This is a messenger RNA of Hyla sarda, 4245 nucleotides long. It is a transcript of the gene REV1, whose product is annotated as REV1 DNA directed polymerase. Gene Ontology annotation, biological process: error-free translesion synthesis; error-prone translesion synthesis. Gene Ontology annotation, molecular function: deoxycytidyl transferase activity; damaged DNA binding; DNA-directed DNA polymerase activity. Lineage: Eukaryota; Metazoa; Chordata; Amphibia; Anura; Hylidae. Gene Ontology annotation, cellular component: nucleus. The record is from RefSeq and is a predicted model, not a curated record. The transcript is spliced from 23 exons. The coding region runs from base 267 to 3971 and encodes 1234 amino acids.
AGUGUACGGGGGAGGCGUAGACAGAAGGCGGGAGAGACAGCAGCAGCAGUCACCGCACGGGGGAGGGCAGACACACAGGAAGCGCUGCAGGGGACAGGGACCUCCCGGGACCCACCGCAGGUGACAGCUGAGGCUGUGGUGUCGCCUGCACAGGCAGCAGGACACAUCGUCACCAGCGACCGAGGCGCCGUCCGCUGACCCCGCCUGAGGAGAAGGGCUGUCACCCUGGGAAUGCUGGGCUUAGCCUGGGAGAAAGGAGUUGCACAAUGCGUAGAGGAGGGUGGAGGAAUCAUACCGCAAGCGAAGAUGGCUGGGGUGCCUUCGGUUACAUGGCAGUUAAGGCACAGAAAUUAGAUGAGCAGUUCCGAUUGGAUGCCCCACUGCAGCAACAGAAAGAUGGAACAGCCACUGACAUCUUCAACGGGGUUUCAAUUUAUGUGAAUGGUUAUACAGAUCCCACUGCAGAUCAGCUGAGACAUCUUAUGAUGCUCCAUGGAGGCCAGUUCCAUGUUUAUUAUUCACGUUCUAAAACAACUCACAUUAUUGCAACCAAUCUUCCGAAUAGCAAAAUCAAAGAGCUAAAAGAUGAAAAAGUGGUCCGUCCUGAGUGGAUUACAGAAAGCAUCCAAGCUGGACGCCUUCUUUCAUAUGUUCCUUACCAGCUUUAUACAAAACAGUCUAGUGUUCAGAAGUGUUUGAACUUCACCUCCAAAUGCAAACCAGAAGAUCCAUUCACAAAAGACAUCAACAACAAACUAAGCCAUUCCACGGCAUGCACCAUUCAGGCAAAUGGAACGAAUGGUUGGGAAGAAGACUUAGAAAAAUCUGAGGAGGAAAAAGAUUUUGAGAUAGAUGGUGUAGAAAAUUUUUCUGAUCAUAAUAGGGAACAGAACUGCAAAGACAGUAGUGUUGUCAUCAAUGGACACAACUGUAGCCCUAAUGGUGCCUUAAAGCCGCUGGAUAUCUCAGUGCAUUCAAGUAACUCUUUUACAAGUAGACUUCAUUCAUUGAAUCAGCAGGAAAAGACUAAUGUAGAUUCUACAGACUGCACUUUAGAGCAAUUACAGCCAAAUAAUGGACACCUAGAUGUUUCAUUGGAUCCUCACAGAACCGAAUCAAGCUCAGCCUCAUCCUCAUAUUUGCACAAUAAAACUAAACUCAAUGGUGCUCACCACUCGCUCCAGGGGCCUUCAAGCACAAAAAGCACUACCAUACAUUUGCCUACCAAGGCAGCCUCUCCACAACUGCCUAAAACAGCAGACUCCAAUUUUAUUUCAGACUUCUAUUCUCACUCCAGACUGCAUCACAUAUCAACAUGGAAGUGUGAGUUCACAGAGUUUGUACGUGAGCUACAAAGUCAACAUAAUGGCAGCUUUCCAGGUCGGGAGAGGUUAAAAAAAAUCAAGUCAGGAACCAUGCCUGCUUCAACCCAUUCCAAGUGCCAGAACUGUAUAAUACAUGUGGAUAUGGAUUGCUUCUUUGUAUCUGUUGGUGUGCGUAACCGACCGGAUCUAAAAGGAAAACCAGUGGCUGUUACAAGCAAUAGAGGGAGUGGGAAAAUUAAUUCCCGUGAAGGAACCAACCCACAACUAGAGAUGCAGUACUAUCAGAAUAAGCUAAUGAGAGACAAAACUGACAAGCUAGAGUCAGCAGACUGCUUAAGUUCUGCUCAAAUAAAUGGACACAACACGGAUUUCUCUGUAUGGGACCAUCCAGAUCUUGCCAAGAAAAAUGGGUUAGAUAUAGAUAACUUACAGCUGUCAUUUGCCGAAAUUGCAUCUUGUAGUUAUGAGGCAAGGCAGGCUGGUGUGAGGAAUGGAAUGAUGUUUGGUAAAGCAAAGCAACUGUGCCCUGAUCUUCAAGUUGUCCCUUAUGAUUUUGAGGCAUAUAAGGAAGUUGCUUUGACUUUGUAUAAAACAUUGGCAAGUUACACUCAUGACAUUGAAGCUGUAAGCUGUGAUGAAGCCUUGGUAGAUAUUACAGAAGUCCUUGCAGAGACCAAACUCUCUCCAGAUGAAGUUGCCAGUGCUAUUCGAGCUGAAAUUAAGGAGAAGACUUUGUGCGCUGCAUCUAUUGGAAUGGGCUCCAAUAUUCUUUUGGCUAGAAUGGCAACCAGAAAAGCAAAACCAGAUGGGCAGUAUCAUUUAAAGCUGGAAGAAGUUGACGAUUUUAUAAGUGGUCAGCUAGUUACUACCUUACCAGGAGUUGGCAGGUCUAUGGAAUACAAAUUGUCAUCUUUAAAUGUAAAAACAUGUGGAGAUCUUCAAAAUCUUACAAUGUCAAAACUCCAGAAAGAGUUUGGGCCAAAAACAGGCCAGAUGUUGUACAGAUUCUGUCGGGGCUUAGAUGACCGGCCCAUUAGAAAAGAGAAGGAGAGAAAAUCUGUGUCUGCUGAAAUAAACUAUGGAAUCCGCUUUACAAAGACCAGUGAAGCCGAAGCCUUUUUGAUCAACCUUUCAGAAGAAAUCCAGAGAAGGCUUGAAUCAGUUAAAAUGAAAGGCAAGAAACUCACACUGAAGAUUAUGGUGCGUAAAGCCGGGGCCCCUGUAGAAUCUGCAAAAUUUGGUGGUCAUGGAAUAUGUGACCACAUUGCAAGGUCAGUGACUCUGGACAAUGCCACAGAUAGUGCCAAAGUGAUUGGCAGAGAAACUCUGAAAUUGUUUCAGUCAAUGAAGCUGAAUGUUGCAGAUAUGAGAGGGGUUGGACUUCAGAUGCACCAGUUGCUUCACACGCAUGUACUCAAUGGUGGUUCCUUGGCAUCAAGAACUGGUCUGUUGCCUGGAGGGUCCCGUUCAUUAGUUGAAAUGUUUCAAGAUAAAAGGAAGACUAAGCCAGCCAUGGAAGAAGAUGACAGGAGAGUCAUUGUUGCUGCUUUCGAUAUUGAAAUUUCAUCAGCCUCAGACACAUUUGCUUCAGUCUCAUCUGGCCACAAGACUUUCGCUUCUAGUCAGGAACCAAGCACUAGCAAAGCGGAGCCUCCCGUAAGGAAAAAUGGUUUUCAUUCUCCAGUCAGCAUGAAAUCGAGAGUUAACUUUACGAUUGAAGUUCCAUCCCCUUCCCAAGUCGACCCCUCUGUCUUAGAAGCACUACCCCCUGAUAUAAGGGAACAAGUGGAGCAGACGUUUGCCCUCCAGCAGAAAUUGCCCAUUAGUGAAGGUAAAAAAGAAAAUGGUUGUAGUACCAUUGCAUUGCAAGAACAGCCAGUGGCAACAGUCCUUCUACAGAUACCACCACUUACUGAUCAAGCAGAGGAGUCUGGAAUAAAUGUCAUUGCCCUUCCAGCUUUUUCCCAGGUGGAUCCAGAAGUAUUUGCAGCCCUGCCCGCUGAUCUGCAGGAGGAGUUAAGAGCUGCUUACGGUCAAAGAAACAAACAUCCUGAAGCAACAAUUGUUUCCAAAAAUCCUUUGCAGCAGCUCAAAAAGCCUACACUGAAGGCAAAGAAAAGGAGCAGAAAGAAAAAUCAAGUCAGCCCUACAAAAAAGAUGCAUAGUCCUUUGAAAAACAAACUUUUUAGUAGCCCUGCUAAAAACUCUACAGCAAAUGUUAGUCCUCAAAAACUAAAAGAUGCCCUCCUCAAACAAGAAGCCAUAGCUCCAGGGCAGUCUCAGGUUGAAAUAGGUCCCUCAACAUCAGAUGUCCAAGGAUCCAUGACGGAAGGAUGCAGUUCUUACAGAUCAAAAGCUCCUAAUCUGGCAGGUGCCAUUGAAUUUAAUGAUGUGAAAACAUUGCUGAGAGAGUGGAUUACUACAAUUUCUGAUCCUAUGGAAGAAGAUAUAUUGCAAGUAGUGAAGUAUUGUACCGAUUUAAUUGAAGAAAAAGAUUUGGAGAAAUUAGAUCUGGUUAUCAAAUACAUGAAAAGGUUAAUGCAACAGUCUGUAGAAUCCGUGUGGAACAUGGCAUUUGACUUUAUUUUGGACAAUGUUCAGGUUGUUUUACAGCAGACUUAUGGAAGCACACUGAAAGUAGUGUAAAAGGCAGAGACUCACCACAUCUCCAGCUAGCUGGGCCAUAAGUGCUUGUGGAGUAUUUGCAUGAUUUUAAAGCUUAAAAAUCAUUUUAAAUUUCUUUUAAUAAAUAAUUUUGUACAUUUUCUUCAUAAAGUGCCAAAUUUGUCAGUAUUGCAUGUAAAUAUUUGUGUCUCAGAUUCUUUUAUUGUAGUAUAGGCUAUUUACAAAUUGUUUGUUUAUAAGAGUUUUAUGGAUUUUUACAGUGAAGUGUUCACAAGUGUUUAAUAAAGAAAAGUUC